ACAGAUGCAGCCUCUCCCACCUCGCCAGUCUCUUGCAUCCAGUCCUACGCUGAACGCGUCACUGCCAGCAAAAGCGUUUGUUUGAUAUGUGGAGCAGGAAAAUAAGGGCAGAAGAAUGAAAAUGCUUCGGUUUCGUAGUCCAAGCAUCCGCUCUCUGGAUCAAGAGAUUCAGGUCACGAUUCGGUUACUGGAUGACUCGGAGAUCUCGUGCAGCAUCCAGAGAGAAACCAAGGGCCAGUUCCUAGUGGAUCAUGUGUGUAACCAUUACAGCCUCCUGGAGAAGGACUACUUUGGCAUCAGAUAUGUCGACCCAGAGAAACAGAGGCACUGGCUGGAGCCCAAUAAGCCCAUAGUGAAGCAGAUGAAGUCUCAGCAGCCCUACACAAUGUGCUUCAGGGUCAAAUUCUACCCUCACGAGCCAAUGAAGAUCAAAGAGGAGCUCACCAGGUAUCUGCUGUAUCUGCAGCUGAAGAGGGACGUCUACCACGGUCGUCUCCUGUGCCCCUUCGCUGACGCAGCCUACCUGGGGGCCUGUAUCGUACAGGCUGAACUAGGGGACUAUGACCAAGACGAACACCCGCCAGACUACAUCCAAGACUUCAAACUGUUCCCCAAGCAGUCGCUCAAACUGGAGAGGAAGAUCAUCGACAUCCACAAGAACGAGCUGAGGGGGCAGUGUUCUGCUCUGGCCGAGCUUCAUCUCCUCCAGAGGGCACACAACCUGGAGACAUACGGAGUGGACCCUCACCCCUGCAAGGACUUCACAGGAUCCACAGCCUUCCUGGGAUUUACCGCCACUGGGUUUGUGGUGUUCCAGGGAAACAAGAGAAUCCACCUGCUCAAAUGGGCUGAUGUCAACAAACUGAAGUUUGAAGGGAAAACAUUCUAUGUCAUUGGAAUUCAGAAAGAGAUCUCUCUCACGGGCAGGAUGCACUGUAACAUGAAGAAACUGGUGCUGACGUUCCACACCUCUACCCCAGCGGCGUGUAAACAUUUGUGGAAGUGUGGGGUAGAGAACCAAGCAUUUUACAAAUGUGCAAAGUCAAGCCAGAUAAAGACUGUGUCCAGCAGUAAUAUUUUCUUCAAGGGAAGCAGGUUUCGAUACAGUGGAAGAGUUGCAAAAGAAGUAAUCGAAGCCAGCUCCAAGAUCCAGAGAGAGCCACCGGAGGUGCAUAGGUUACACUUUGGGCAGAGCAGAAGCUUCAACUCACUGAGCCACAAAAAUCUGAUCAUGAACAUGGAGCCUCUUGUCCCAGCACUGCCCUCCACCAACGAGUAUGAAGAGACCUCGGCAGACAAUGGACUCCUGGCUCUGAAGGACUCUGUUUACUUGUCCCCCCUGAAGCCGUCCACCACCUCCACGGAGCCGGAGCUAGAGCGGGUGGAGGGUCCUGCUCUGGGGCAGCGCAAGGAACAGGAGGCCCCUACCAGGGCUGGGGGGGAGGCAGAGGAGGGGCAAGAAGAGGAGGAGGAGGAGGAGGAGGAGGAAGAGGAGACGAGUGGAGUCCUGACCAUCUCUGAGUUGGUGUACAACCCCUGUGCCAGCAUGCUGCCCACGCCAGUGGACGACGGCCAGGGAGGGGUGGACCUGCUGUUCCAGAGCCCCAUCCAGAGCCCUGCUCGCCUGCUGAGAGAGCUACAUGCCGACCCUGACAUCCAGGCCCAGCUGGAGGCUGAGAGGGUGCGUGACCGCGCAUUCGAGCGUGCACGUGUGGUGGGGAGGAGCAUGCUGGGUAGCGGGCUCCGCCUCCUGGCGAGGAAUGAGCGGGUGAACACGUGCGUGCUGAGCGCGGUCCGCCUCAUCGCCAUGGUGAUAGGGGUGCUGCUGGUUGCCGUACCGAUGCUGCUGCUGCUGCUGGAGUCGGACAUAGACGUGUCGUUUUUGCACGAAAUCAGGCAGACACCGGAGUUUGAGCAGUUCCACUAUGAGUACUACUGUCCACUGCGCCGCUGGAUCCUCUGUAAGAUCAGCAUGGCCAUGGAGAGGCUGGGAUGGGACUGAAGAGGAGAGGACACACAGGAGGAGGAGGAGGAGGAGGGGUGAGGGAGGGAG
This is a messenger RNA of Coregonus clupeaformis (lake whitefish), 2053 nucleotides long. RefSeq names its product FERM domain containing 3 (gene frmd3). Gene Ontology annotation, molecular function: cytoskeletal protein binding. NCBI's taxonomy places the organism in Eukaryota, Metazoa, Chordata, Actinopteri, Salmoniformes, Salmonidae. The coding region runs from base 116 to 2002 and encodes 628 amino acids. The record is from RefSeq and is a predicted model, not a curated record. The transcript is spliced from 15 exons. Gene Ontology annotation, cellular component: cytoskeleton.